UAUCUCUUAUCAUUUAUUAGCUCCCUAAAUCCUUAUCCUUCGUUCAAAUAUUUCUUAUCAUGGCUGUGUCCCACAUUGUAUCGUGUACUAUCAUGUAAUAUUAUUAAUUGUUUAUGUCAAUAAUCAUUUCAGUCAUAUCUCGAUUACUUAGUUUGUGUGUGCUCAUGUCGUACUAUCGUAUGCCCUAUACAAUUUUCAUCUUUUAGUAAGUAAAAUCUAUUCCGAACUCAUUGAUAUGCAUCAAAGAAUAUAAAGGCAGUUAUGAACAUUCACCAAUGAAAACGUUAUCCAUCCUCUGGCAUGUAUCCGGCUCUGCUAGCCAGCCAACAUUCGGCCAAAUCGUAGCUAUGGUUUUCUUCAGUGGCCUCCUCAUCACCGAAGUCGCAUCCUGAAAUGCAUGUAAGGACACAGGAAGGUGCGUAAAUUCAACACUUACCCAACUCACUUCAUCUGGGCAUCAUUUUUGACCUGCUGUCUCUUCAUGAUGGCCCUAGAUUGUGCUCUUGGCCUGUGCCCUGACUUUUACAAGAUGGAUAUUGGUUUCCAUGCAUCACCCACCGUGAAAGUAAAAGCAGCACUAAGGAUGGAAGACCCUCUCAUCAGAACGAAAGGGGAGGUGAAAUUAUUUACCAGCUCAUCACACAAUGCCUGUCUUCUGCGCAGCCUGAACACAUUCAGGCAAGACGGAAAAUUUUGUGAUGUGGAAAUAGUGGUCGGAAGUUUGAUUAUCAAGGCUCAUCGGGCUGUGCUGUCUGCAAGCAGUCCUUACUUUCUUGCCAUGUUUUCCAAUGGUCUAGCAGAAGAAUUUAAAAACAAGAUAGAAAUGCAUUCUCUCUCUGAAUCAAUUUUAUCUUUGAUCAUCGAAUUCAUGUAUUCAGGUACAAUCACCAUCACCGAGACAAACAUUCAAGAACUGAUGGUUGCAGCGGACAUGCUCGAAGUCAGCGAAAUUGUUGAAGGUUGUGCUCAGUUUUUAACAGAUCAGCUUCACGUAUCUAAUGCCAUUGGCAUCUACAGGUUUGCAGAAACUCACAACUGGGUAGAUCUUAUGAAUACAUCACAGAAUUUUAUUAAUGAAAACUUCCCAGAAGUGUGCGUAGAGGAUGAAUUUCAUGAGCUUCCCAAAAAUUUGUUACUCAAGUUUUUAUCAAGUGAAUCCUUGAAAGUUGACUCGGAAUAUCAGGUUUUCAGUGCUGCUCUAAGUUGGAUCAAUCACAAUCUCUCUCUCCGGCGGGAGUUUGUUUUCGAUAUUCUGUCACUAGUGCGACUGUCUCUCAUACCAUCCCAUCUAAUCCAACAAACCAUUGACAAAUGUAAGGACAUGAGCCUGGUCGUAGCUUUAAAUGCUAUCAAAAGAGAUCUCGUUUCGGGGAAAGGAAACCUUGUGUCGUUGACUGCGCAGCCUCGAUUGAGUGCAAAGAAAGAUAUAUAUGUCAUAGGAGGUGUUAAACGAGAAGUGUUCUCGUCUUGGAACCGUUGCACAGAAUGUCCGUAUCACUCAGUUGCAAAGUAUGAUACGUUCACCAAAACAUGGAGUCUAAGUGUGCCAAUGAAAGUGAACAGAGUUCUACCAGGAGUAGCUAUUUUGAAUGGCCUAAUUUAUGUCAUUGGCGGUGAACAAGGCUCCAACAAUUGCCAAGUCCUCUCAGAUGGGGAGUGUUAUGAUCCUCAUGCAAAUGCUUGGAGUCCAGUGUCUCGGAUGCUAGCACCCAGGUGUGAGUUUGGACUUAGUGCAAUGAACGGAUAUUUAUACGCACUCGGAGGUUGGGAAGGCGAUGACAUCGGGGACAAAAUUGAAAGGUAUGAUCCUGUCACCAGGGAAUGGAAAGUGUAUGGAAAUUUGCCGUUUCCACGAUUUAGCAUGGGCGUUGUGUCCUACAAAGGUUUAAUUUACUGUGUUGGUGGCUGCUCCACAAACACAAGGCGGCUUCAAGACCUGAGCAGCUACGAUCCUGAAACGUCCAAGUGGACUCCGCUCGCAGAAAUGAGUGUCCCUCGAAGUCAGAUGGGAGUUGCCAUCCUUGAUGAUUACUUGUAUGUUGUCGGUGGUAUGAGCAUCAAUCAAGAUGUGUUGGAGUCGGUGGAGCGCUACUCAUUCAAAGAAAACAAGUGGUCCUUGGUCCCACCAAUGGCGCACGGGCGAGCAAGUCCUGCAGUAGUUGCAGCUGACGGGAACCUGUAUGUAAUUGGAGGAGAUCAGCCGCAUGUCGUGAAUUUCUACCGCGCACACUUAACAGUAUCGCACGUCGAAAGGUACUGUCCAUCAACAAAUACUUGGGAAGAGUGCUGUCCACUGCCCGAAAGCCGAAGUGAAGCAAGAGCUGUCGCUUUAUAAGACUGACCAGUGGUAUAUUUUCCUCUCCGACCGCUGUUUUAGUAGCGUUUAGUCAUGAUUCACUUUUUCUAUUAGCUGUCUGAACCAGUCAAUACUCAGUCUGAAAAAUGAAAAUCAAAUUUUUUUUAAAAAAAUCACUGUAAUGAUACAGUUACAGAAAAUCUAUCCAAUUUCUAUGCUGCCAAACCACUCGUUUUAACGCUUUUUCUACUUGGAUAGCUUCAUAGAGGGAUUAUCAAAGUUGUACCUCCUUUUACAAGAGUCUUGCACUCAAAUUGUCUUCAAUAUCCUGUAGCACUGUCUAAGAUUUGUUUUACGUCUUUUAGUAGUAUUUAUUUAUAUCAUCUUGGAGACAGAUGAAAAGCACAAAAUAGGGAAAUGAAUCGCAAAUUUCGAAGAACAUUCAUUCAGAUAUUGGUUAAUCCUUACAAAACUCCUCAAGUAUGGUACUGGUGCUGUUUUUUAUUUUUGCAAAGCUAGCGAAUCAUUUAGGUGGUUCUCCAGCAGUUUUGGAGAAAAAUUUGAUAGUUGAUCGAUCAAUUGAUAAUUUCUGGAUUUUAGGACAAAUUCUUGUCAAUUUUUGAGAAAAUUACAGACAAUCACAAUUUCCUCUUGUGCAAAACCCAGCAAGCAGUGGGACUUGGUUUUAAGGUUGUAAAUUUCAGGUUAAGGUUCCUAUGAUUUACUAGUGAAGAGAUUAUAUUAAUUCUAGAAACUAUUCAGUGGCAAAUACGCAUUUCAAAGAUUGAUGUCUUAAGAGGAAAAGGUAACCAACAAAACUGUUCUUUAAUCAGUUCAUCUCCUAUCACUCUAAAUUGGUAGGUAUUUCAAGAACUUAAACGAUCACAUAUCUGUUAUCUGAGUCAUUUUUUUUUCUUUUAUUGAAUGAUAGUAUAACUAAAAGAGGGUAUGAAGCUGAUGUCUAUGAGAUCUUGUCUCCAUGGGAAGUUUUCGGGAGAUUCGUCACAGCGCGGAAGCCGAUGAAAGAGGUUUAUUUUCUCAGUUAGUCUUGAAGCUCUACUAGCGCCCCACUUAAACUGCGUUUAAUAUUGAGUCAGUCAUUAUUUGUCGCUACUUCGUGAGUGCGACUUAUUGCUAUGAUAGAUCGUGGGAAAACGUCUAGUGAAGAUAAGGCAUAAGUCAUUCAAAUGGGUAUUUCUCCCCACUCUGCAUCUCAGAUACUUUAAUUAAUUAUCUGAAAUUACCAGCAGUAAAGCACUGUAUUGCUAUUAAAUAAUCACUAGUACAAUCAACAAGAAGAAAAGCAUACUAUCAAAAUUGAUGGAAGAAGAAAUUAUAAAAUGAGAAAGAAGUUGUAAAUCAAGAUUUUCACUCACUCAUUUCUCUCCUCAGUUCAAAAAUCGUAUUAUGAUCUCUAUAAUUCGAACUUUCGUCACUUCGAAAUCUCUCUAAUCAGUUCUUUUUUCCGUUAAAUUUUUAUUAAUCAAGAGACAACUGUACCUACUAUUUAUUCACUAUUGAUUCUCUUUUUUUCUUUUUUUUUUUGUCUUUGAUAAGGAUUUAAGAAGUUCUCUGACUGGCUGAGAUGUAACUUGCAUUUUUUCAUGUAAAUCUUUACAUCAGCACAUGCCCAGUCAUAGUCAGCAAUGCCAUCAAUGAAAUACAUUAUUUUGCUUGAAUCAUUAUUAUAUUCGAAAAUAAGCAUAGGUAGUUCAAUCGUAUUUGUAUGUCAAAAAUAUUGACCGAAUGACCUUUCAACUAACUUAUGAUUCUUCUUCUUCUUCUGUUGGUUUACUGGCUUAUAUUCCAUACGUGGAACCUACAGCCAUAACCUAUGAUUCUUACCUCUUCGUUGAAUCAUAACGACAUGCAAAGAUCAUGAAGAAAUAUUUGUAUCCUCUUGAGCUCUGCAUGAAGAGUUUUUCGGUGAAUUUUACUACUUUAAUUUAUCAUUUUUUAUGCAUUUUUAUUAUGUCUGAGACUGUAAAUUGUGUUCAGAAACCUUGUGCUUCAUUUACAUCAAACCGCACAAACUGUUUCUCUAAUUUUCUCUGUCUUGUGUAUCUUUUUAAAAUUGAAUUUUUCGGGCUACAAUGAAUUUGAAGUAAUCACUGUCAAGUACGAUAGAGUCUAGAGGAAAAUCUUUAAUGAUCUCUUUCGAGCGGAGUGAAGCUAUCAGCAAAGAACCAUACGGAUUUAUGCCAUUGGCUCAAGUCGGGAACCACCUAUCUCAAUUCUGAUUUUUGAACACUUUCCUUCCUAUAAAUUGUUUUUGACAGGAAAUAAGAAAAUUUUAUUGCUUGAUUUUUUCACAGAAUAUACUUUGAAAGGUCAAAGGAAUUUUAAAAAAAAUUACUGCUGAUCAGUUUCCCUACAAAAACAUAAGAUAUCAUGAAAAUUCAGCAGCGCAACAUACCAAGAUAAGUGGUUUCGAAUUUAGCCCCUAAUAUAGUUUUUCUACUUGUUUUUAAUUUUUUAAUUUUUUUGUUUUUUCCUCUUUUACUCGUGUUUAAAUAAUUUUAUCAAAGGAAAAUGACCUUGAAAGAAAUAUCUUACAUUCUAGUCCUUUCUCCCUGAAGUUAAUGAAAAACAGAUGAAUUUAUGUUGAAAUGCAUUUUUUUCUUUUACGUGCGCACAUACAACUGCUAGAUAUAUUGAAUUUGAGUUCUCUCUCACUUCCUUGGGGAACAUACAAAUUAAAUCGGUGGAAAAUAGCAUUUUUGUUUUAGGAUUUUCACUUUUUUAAAACUUUCUUUUUCUACUUAAGUUCAAUUUUCGCCUGUAAAAGUUUAAGACAGAAAAUAUUGAAUAAAAAAAGUCCGCACAUUUUCAACUGAUAGACAAUGCUGCUCGAUCAAUGUAACAAAGCAGCAUCAUCAGUUGCAGAAUCAGUCGUAUGCUGUUUAUAAAACUACUCUUAAUGUAUGUUCAUUAUCUGUCUUUUUUUGUUCUUCCGUUUUUGUUAUCAAUGUUUGUUCAUAAUCAAAAAUAGCGUUGAGUUUUAUAACUUAUACUUUUUAUAAAAAUAUAAGAUUUCUAAACGCAUAA
This is a messenger RNA of Bemisia tabaci, 5344 nucleotides long. RefSeq names its product actin-binding protein IPP. Gene Ontology annotation, molecular function: protein binding. Lineage: Eukaryota; Metazoa; Arthropoda; Insecta; Hemiptera; Aleyrodidae. The record is from RefSeq and is a predicted model, not a curated record.